Xyrauchen texanus (razorback sucker) is the source of this 4612-nucleotide messenger RNA. Its product is annotated as cingulin-like. Gene Ontology annotation, cellular component: myosin complex. The record is from RefSeq and is a predicted model, not a curated record. The transcript has 21 exons. Lineage: Eukaryota; Metazoa; Chordata; Actinopteri; Cypriniformes; Catostomidae. The coding region runs from base 166 to 3642 and encodes 1158 amino acids.
GCUUCGGAGAAGAAAAAAAACCGGCACUGACAGUUUUGCAUGACCGUCCAACCUCGAUGUCAACAAGGAGUUUCUUAUUUAGUCAAACCUUAGAGAGGCAUUCAUUAACUUUGUUCUUGGUGUAACUCCCGGGAAAAUAGGUUUCGGAAAACAGAGCAGGCCUCAAUGAGUUCCCUCUCAGCAGAAAGGAAGGCCCCACUGGACUAUGGUGUCCAGAUCCGCUUCAUCAAAGAUCUGGACGACACUGGAGGAGGGUUACCAGAUAUGACUAGACUAGCCAGUGGAGUUGGUGGUGUUAGCAAUGGACCUCCUUCACCCACUAAAUAUGGAGUAACUGUGCGGGUGCAAGGAAUUUCGGGACAACCUUACGUGGUGCUCAAUGAUGGAGAGAAAGGAGACUCUUAUGGGGUACAGCUGAAGGCUCAACCACAGACCCAAAGCUCAGCCCCAGUUAUUUCUCGGUCUUUUCCUUACAACAGUCUGCUGCAAAGGGAAGGGGCUCGGACUCCCCAGGACUCUAAUACCCCAGUUGGCCAACCUAGCUGUCCAGAGGAGGAAUAUGGGAGCCCGUUAAAGAGGCCACCUGGUGACGGACAAGCAGGGAGUCAAGGAGAGGCUGAGGGGAGGCCUACCCCUUCUACUUUGGUUCUUAUGAUGGACAACAAGGAAGAGGAUGAUUUUAAUGAAGCAGGGCUUAGGAAGGUCAGGCAGAAUGGGAUUGGUGGUAGUCCUAAUGGGGAAGGGAUAAAUGGAUCUUUCCCUCCUACUUUCUCAGGCUCACUGGAUGAAGAGAAAGCCCCAGCAAUAGACACUAAGUCAUUGGCUCCCAUUAAUAAACUUAUCAGCCGGUUUGGUGGUAGUGAUGUUCCCAACCCAGAAACCCGAACUCGGCCUCGCUUCGAUAACAGAGUACGAUCCCAAAGCGUAGAUGCCCUGACCAAACCUAACGAAGAGCCCCCACCGACUUCGCCAACGAUUAACCCCUAUGCUACUAUUACACCCACUACAGUGCCCAAACUCAACUCACCUAAACCAUCAACCAGCAGUAUAGGACGGGACUCCACCUCUGUUGCUAAAGUACCCGCAGUCCCCAAAUCCAAACCGCUCACUUUCAGCCAAUCACCAAAGCUGUUUGUUCCUAAUGAGGCACCAUCUUUUGUACCAAAGAAACCAAUGACCCCUGACCUCAUAAAGAGCCAGACCCUGAGUACAGAGAUUGAAAAUGGAGAGGACGCCCAGGCCAAACAAGCCAUUUACAACAUUCUUAAAGAAGGGUCUAUUGAGAGUGAUUUGACCUUGAAACGUAAAGCGAGUCUCAUUCAUGAGAGAUUCUGUGGGUUGAAGGGUCCUCAGAUCCUAGUGACUGACAGCAAUCUGAAGACUGAACUGGAUCAGGCUUUCAACAAGAACACACAAUUGCAGCAACUCCUGGACAAGACCAAGAGAGAACUGCAAGAAUACCAGGACCAAAUGGUGGAGCUGCGGAUCGAUAGAGAGAGGGCGGAGUCUCGCUUACGGCAACAGGAAGAUCAGCUGGCUCAACUCCAGGAAGAGCUCAGACGAAUGCCGGAAAAUUCAGCUCAGUCUGACACCAUGCAACUAGACUUGAUAACAGUACAGGCGGACCUGUCUGAGUCUCUGAUGUUGCGGCAGAAGCUGGAGGACACUUUAAGGCAGAGAGAGCGAGAGCUCACCGCUUUGAAAGGGGUCCUGAAGGAUGAGGUUGAGACCCAUGAUAAAGACAUGGAGGCCCUGAGAGAGCAGUACAGUCAAGACAUGGAGGCCCUGCGUCACAGCAUGGAGACUGUCUCACAGUCUCAACUAGAAAUCGAAGAGGAGCGCCAGAAUGUGAAUGCUUCCAUCUUGGCUCUGGAGGAGGAGCUGGAGGGCUACAAAGAUCAGAGCGACCAAUGGAAAGAGAAAUUUAAUUCUGCCAACCAAGAGCGGGGGCAGCACAGCGCAUUUCAAAAACUGCUGCAGGCUCAGCAGGAAAAGAAGCAUCUUGAAGAGAAGCUGUUCACAAUUAAGAAACAAACUGAUGAGACAGAUUCAUACUCAUUAACACAGGAGUUGCAGCGUUGCCAAAAUGAUUUAAAGAGAGCACAAUCAGAAUUACACAAACAGAAAGCAGAGGCAGGGAAAAAGGAGGAGGAGCUUAAAUCAGCGACGAGAGUCAACGAAGAGCGAGAGAAAGAACUGAAGGCAGAGAUAGGCAGACUUAAAAACCAAUCAGUGAAAGACAAAGAGGAACUUGCAAAAGCACUGGAGAAGACACAACAGCCCUCCGUUUUGGAGCAAUCUCAGGAUGCUGGGAGCAACCUGGAACUUCAAGAGGCAAACGCUCGCUUGAGAGAGAGAUUAGCACGCAUGACACAGCUACAAUCCAGCGUCCCAGACUCCUCUGAUGUUCUGGAGGAGGAGAACCGAAGCUUGAGGAACCAGGUGGAGGAGUUGAAACGCACAGUGUCUCGGAUUGGACAGGAGAAAGACGAGCUCAGCAGACGUCUGGAGGAGAGGGAGAGGGAGAGAGAAGCCCUGAGACGAGGCAAGUGUGACCUUGAGGAGCAGAAGAGAUUGCUGGACCGAGCACUGGAGAAGAUCAGUAAAGAGAUGGAGUCUAUGAUGGGAGAUUCACGUCAGUCUGUGCAGGUUCUUCAGUCUCAGUUAGAUGAGUUCAGAGAUCGUUCUCGUAGAGAGCUGCAGGACGCUCAGAGACUCAGUAAAGACAGACUGGCUGAGCUGCAGAGAGCACAGACCAUCCUCAAGGCCACACAAGAGGAGCUAUCCCGUCUGAAGAAAGAUCUGUCAUCAUGUUCAGAGGAGAGGGACAGCACUCAGCUGGAUAAAGAUCUGUUGAGCAGCCGUCUCAAGCAUCUGGAGAGUGAGCUGGAGACAGAGAGAAGCUCACAAAUGGACCGCGGCAGAGAGAUACGACAGCUAGAGGAUAAACUGAAGACUUUAGAGAUUGAGCUGGAUGAGGAGAAGAGUGGGGCAGAGUUACUGACUGAACGCAUUACCCGCAACCGAGAGCAGGUGGAUCAACUCCGCUCUGAACUGAUGCAGGAGCGUUCGGCUAGACAUGACCUUGAGAUGGAUAAGAGUGCCUUGGAAAGACAGAUCAAGGAGUUAAAGUCUCGUUUAGCUGAUCUCGGCACUCAGGCUCGUCCUUCUGCUGGAGUCACACUGCUAGAAAACAAAAUCCAGGAGCUGGAGGACCGAUUACGCAGUGAAGAGAGAGAGAAAAACACCAUUGUGGCAUCUCAGAGGAGAUUGGACAGGAAGUUUAAAGAUGUGACGGCCACCUUGGACCAGGAGCGAAACCAGCACGCUGAACAAAGAGAUCAGCUGUCUCUGCGUGUGAAGGCUCUGAAGCGUCAGCUGGAUGAGAGCGAGGGGGAGGUGGAGCGUCUGGAGGGAGUCAGACGGAAGGUUCUGCGGGAGCUGGAGGAGCAGAGGGAGAUGCAGGUGGCGCUGCAGGCCAAAGUCAGCACGCUGGAGAAAGACCUCAAGAGAAAGCUCCAGCACUCCCGACGCCCGACUCUAGGAUCCACCCUGAGUUCUGAGGACGAGGACGGUUACUCUGAUUCUAAAAGCAUCACAUCCAUUCUGACUGAGACCCCUCUCCAGACCACCAACUGUUAAAGAAUGUCUUCCUGCAUAUACUGAAUACUGGAAGGUCUUGUCUAGUUAAUGUAAAAAUGACAAAAGAAACAUGAAAGAUUGCUGAUCUUGAUCAUUUAUAUUAAGAAUAUUUAUGAAGGAUGCAACUGAAGUGAAGAGCACAUUCUGCAAGUUAACAGUGAAACAGUGUCUUUUCAAGAGGAAGUGAUGUCAGGUGUUUUUGACACUGACAGCAGGUUGACUGGUUAGACCCGGAAUAAAACCGUUUCAGAUUGAAAGCAGUCAGAGUGAAGAUUUGUCAACCAAAAGCUCCUUUAAUAUUGUUCAUGCCGAAAAGGGAGGUUCAGGUUGUUUUUCCCGUAAGAAAUUAUUUUUGUUUUGAAGGACUCUCUGUGUUUAAGUGUGUCACGUUAAGUACAUUUUACUUAUGCAAAAUGUGAAUUGUUCGUUGAAGGAAUUUACAUUCUUGAAUAUUUUUGUAUGACCUAAUUUCCCAGAGGUUUGCAGUGAAAAUGAUUCAUUAAUUUUAUUUUCAUACAUGAAGGAAUGGAUGAACAUGCAAGGUCAGUUUUAAAUGGUCUGAUUUUACAAACUGCACUUCAACAGUGAAUUUAUAAAGCUACUAAAUUUAAUAUGACACACUGCCAGUGCUCUCCCUGUUAGCAUCAAGAAAUGUCAUGCACUACUGGGAACUAUAAUGAAGGAUCCGAGGAAUUAUUUAUUUUCCACUUGUUUAGCUUUCAUGCAAGAUUAAAAAAUUAAACUUGCACUACGUGAAUGAAUGCUUUUGUGCCAAGACAAAAAAAAUAACAAAAUCUUUUGAUGUUUUGACUUAUGUUAUAGAACUGAUUUGGAAGACGGUUUCAUUUUACUCUGUACAAUAUUAUAUAUGUAUAUACUGCCCUAUGUUUAAAGUUUAUUCAUAAACUACACAGUAAAAGUGAUAAUUUACUUUAUCUUUUGCAACAUACUCUUCCAUGUUCUGUUUUUA